Molecule: messenger RNA, 3878 nt
Organism: Xyrauchen texanus (razorback sucker)
Lineage: Eukaryota; Metazoa; Chordata; Actinopteri; Cypriniformes; Catostomidae
Gene: lrrc8aa
Product: leucine rich repeat containing 8 VRAC subunit Aa
Exons: 7
Coding region: 137-2521 (794 amino acids)
Molecular function (GO): protein binding
Source: RefSeq, a predicted model, not a curated record
CGCGUUCCUCAACUCUUUCCUCGGGCUGCAGUUGUGUGUGACUGCCGCUCUGGAUCGUGGACCAGAGGAAAGAAAUGUAUCUGUUAUGCGCCACAGGAUCCAGAGGUCGAUACUGUAAAAGAGCCGGUAAACUGUCAUGAUUCCCAUCACUGAACUGCGGUACUUCGCUGACACACAGCCGGCAUACCGAAUUCUUAAACCAUGGUGGGAUGUGUUUACAGACUACAUCUCCAUUGUAAUGCUGAUGAUCGCAGUGUUCGGUGGCACGCUGCAGGUCACGCAGGACAAAAUGAUUUGCCUGCCUUGCAAAUGGGUCAUGAACCAGACCUGCCAAAAACUCAAUGCCAGCGUGCCUCCUGAUUCUGAACCAAAGGGCAUCAAAUAUGACCUCGACAGACACCAGUACAACUACGUGGAUGCUGUAUGUUACGAAAACAAGCUCCACUGGUUUGCAAAGUAUUUCCCGUAUCUGGUGUUACUCCACACACUGAUUUUUCUAGCUUGUAGUAACUUCUGGUUUAAGUUUCCUCGGACCAGUUCGAAGCUGGAGCAUUUCGUGUCGAUUCUACUGAAAUGUUUUGACUCGCCGUGGACGACGAGAGCGCUGUCUGAGACUGUGGUGGAGGAGAGUGACCCAAAACCGGCAGGGAAGAUGAACGGAUCGACGGACAAGAAAACAUCGAGUGUCAGUGACCAGGAUGUGGAGGCAAGUGUUCCGAUGCUGCAAAGGACAAAGUCUCGGAUUGAACAGGGCAUCGUGGACCGCUCUGAGACGGGUGUCUUGGAUAAGAAAGAGGGAGAGCAGGCUAAAGCACUGUUUGAAAAGGUGAAGAAAUUUCGUAUCCACGUUGAAGAGGGAGACAUCGUACACCAUCUUUACAUCCGCCAAACAAUCAUCAAAGUCAUCCAGUUCAUCUUUAUCAUCUGUUACACCGUGUACUAUGUUCACCACAUUCAGUUUAGCGUAAAGUGUAUCGUGGACAUCGAGCGGUUGACCGGUUAUCGCAUGUACCACUGCGCUCAUCCGCUCGCGACUCUCUUUAAGAUUCUGGCCUGCUUCUACAUCAGUCUGGUGGUGGUUUACGGUCUCAUUUGCAUGUACACGCUCUACUGGAUAAUUAGCCGCUCGCUAAAACGCUAUUCUUUCGAGUCGAUCCGCGAGGAAAGCAGUUAUAGCGACAUUCCGGACGUGAAGAACGACUUCGCCUUCAUGCUGCACAUGAUCGAUCAGUAUGACCCGCUGUACUCGAAGCGUUUCGCUGUUUUCCUGUCAGAGGUUAGCGAAAACAAACUGCGACAGCUGAACUUAAAUAACGAGUGGACUCUGGAGAAACUCCGGCAGAGAAUCACCAAGAACUCUCAGGAGAAACUGGAGCUGCACCUCUUCAUGCUGAGCGGAAUUCCGGAUACAGUGUUUGACCUGCUGGAAUUGGAGGUGCUGAAAUUGGAACUAAUCCCUGAUGUAACGAUCCCACCCAUUAUUGCUCAGCUGUCCAACCUGGUGGAGUUGUGGCUUUACCACACACCAGCCAAAAUCGAGGCUCCUGCUCUGGCCUUCUUGCGAGAGAACCUCAAAUCACUACACAUCAAGUUCACAGACAUUAAAGAGAUUCCACUGUGGAUCUACAGCCUGAAGAACCUCAGCGAGCUCCAUCUCACUGGAAACCUCAGUGCAGAGAACAACCGAUUCAUCGUCAUCGACGGCCUUCGAGAGCUCAAGAGGCUUAAAGUUCUGCGCCUGAAGAGCAAUCUCACUAAACUGCCUCAGGUGGUGACCGAUGUUGGCGUACACCUGCAGAAACUCUCCAUCAAUAAUGAAGGAACCAAACUGAUGGUUCUGAACAGCCUGAAGAAGAUGGUGAACCUGACAGAGCUGGAGCUGCUGCGCUGUGAUUUAGAGAGGAUCCCUCACUCCAUAUUCAGCCUGCAUAAUCUACAGGAGAUUGAUCUGAAGGACAACAACUUGAAGACCAUCGAGGAGAUCAUCAGCUUCCAGCAUCUCCACAGACUGGUGUGUCUGAAACUCUGGUACAACCAGAUCGCCUACAUCCCCAUCCAGAUCGGCACCCUCACCAACCUGGAGCGACUCUACCUGAACCGAAACAAGAUCGAGAAGAUCCCAGCACAGCUGUUCUUCUGCAGGAAGCUCCGUUACCUGGAUCUCAGUCACAACAACCUGACCAGCAUCUCUCCGGACAUCGGCUUCCUGCAGAACCUGCAGUACUUUGCAGUUACUGCCAACAGAAUCGAGACAUUGCCUCCUGAGUUGUUCCAGUGUAAGAAGCUGCGGACGUUGAAUCUGGGAAAUAACUGCCUUACGGUGUUGCCGUCACGUUUCGGGGAGUUGACGGGCCUCACGCAGCUGGAGCUCCGCGGGAACCGGCUGGAGGGGUUACCGGUGGAGCUCUCCGAAUGUCGCCUUCUCAAACGCUCUGGCUUGAUCGUUGAGGAAGAUCUGUUCAACACUUUUCCGCCAGAGGUCAAAGAUCAGCUCUGGAGAAGCGAUAAAGAACAAGCCUGAGAGAAUGUGGUCCUUCGCCUUUUCUUUUAAUUCAAUUUUUUUUAUUAUUUUUAUUAGAGUAUGGGUUAGAAUGUCGACAUGAAAAAGAGGGUCAAUGAAGGAAAGAAAUGGACAGAGCUGUGCCAUCUCUCUGUAGACACACACACAUACACAGAAACACACACUAGAAAGGGAUAGUUCACCCUACAUUUUUUAAUUCUGACAUUAUUUACUCACGCUCAUGCCGUUCCAAACCCGUAUGACUUUCUUUCUUCCACAGAAUACAAAAGGAGACAUUUUGAAGACCUUCAAGCUAAAAGAAUAGAAUACAAAAGCACCAUAGAGGUAUCAUAAAAGUGCUCCAAGUUACAAGUUUUCUAAAGCUUAUAUAGCUUUGUCUGAGAAAAAGACAAAAAUGUAAGUCGUUAUUCACUGAAAAUCUUAAUCUACCAUCCUAAAUCCGAUUCAGUCGGAUAUUUCAAUAAACAAUGAGUUAGUUGGGGCCAGAUUUCCGAAACUCUUCUUAGCUACCAUUCUCUGAAUUUCUAACUUGAGAAAAAAUAUAAAAAUAUUUUGUAUUACCGGAAAAAUGUAAUAAAUAACUUGGUAAGAAAGUUCAUUCUAAUGGUGCGUUCACAUACAACGCGAAGCGAGCGUUUUACGCGGUGCGAUUACAUACAAAGUCGAUGCAAACAGACGCGAGGCGCGAAUAAUGCGCUUCAUUCACUUACGUGAGUUUACAUUUUUCAUCUCGAGGGAGAAAUUCGCUUGACGCAUUGUCGCAGGAGCCUAUCAGCAUUGAGAUUGUCCGGAUGUCACUGACGUAGUAGCAGAAGAAAUCUGGAAAAAUGGAUGAAAAAAUAGUUUGAAUGACACAACGUCAAACAUGUACAGAGACUAUGAACAAAGUCGAAGAAGCCCCUCCUCCUGUCCUUUUCCGGAAGGGAAGGGUUCAUGCUCAUGGUGGCGAUUUUAAACACAAAUUUAUAAUUCAGCGGUCAAACUCGCGUGAGCAAUGCGAGGCGAAAAGUUUCUUCGCGUUGUAUGUGAACGCACCAUAAGAAAAAUCGUAAGAUUUCAAACUCUGAAAAAAUUUCUUAAAAUCAUCGCAAAUAACGUCUUAAAGUUAGAAUAACCUCACAGUUGUCUUAAAUCCUAAAAGAUAAAUCCAUCCAUCUUCAACCGCUUAUCCGAAGUCGGGUCGCGGGGGCAGCUGCUCCAGCAGGGGGCCCCAAACUUCCCUAUCCCGAGCCACAUUAACCAGCUCUGACUGGGGGACCCCGAGGCGUUCCCAGGCCAGUGUGGAGAUGUAAUCUCUCCACCUAAUCCUGGGUCUUCCCCGAGGCCUCCUCCCAGCUGGACGUGCCUGAAACACCUC